ACUCUCAAGGUCGUUUAGGCGCCCUCUCUUCGUUUGUGACCUGUCGAGUCGAACAUCCAACCGGUCUGUGAGAACUCACCCACACCGUCUCCAGUUCCUAAUAUUUCCUCGGCCUUUACGAAACAGUAGAUCAGGCAAGACCCAAGAUGCCUGUCAAAUCAAUCAAAGCACGUCAAAUUUUUGACAGCCGUGGAAACCCAACAGUUGAAGUAGAUGUGACCACAGAUCUUGGACUGUUCCGCGCUGCUGUACCCAGCGGUGCCUCAACAGGCAUCUAUGAAGCUGUGGAGCUGAGAGACAAGGGUGCACAGUACAUGGGAAAAGGUGUACUGACUGCUGUGAAGAAUGUGAACACAGAAAUUGCUGAUCUCAUCAUCCAAAAACAACCUGAUUUGAAGGAUCAGCGGGCUGUGGAUAAGCUGCUUAUUGACCUGGAUGGAACUGAAAAUAAGGGUCGCCUGGGAGCCAAUGCCAUCUUGGGAGUGUCCAUGGCACUGUGCAGAGCUGCUGCCGCAGAGAAGGGAGUGCCCCUGUACCGCCACAUCCAGAGCAUUGCGGGGACCAAGCAGCUGUACCUCCCCGUGCCAGCCUUCAACGUCAUCAACGGAGGGAGUCACGCGGGCAACAAACUGGCCAUGCAGGAGUUCAUGCUUCUGCCCACAGGUGCUAGCAGCUUCACUGAGGCCAUGAGGAUUGGCUCAGAAGUUUACCACAACUUGAAGGCAGUCAUCAAGAAGAAGUACGGCCAGGAUGCCUGCAAUGUGGGAGAUGAAGGUGGCUUUGCCCCUAACAUUCAAGACAACAUGGAAGGUCUUGAGCUGUUGAACGAAGCUAUUGAGAAGGCUGGUUACACGGGGAAGGUGGAAAUUGGUAUGGAUGUGGCAGCUUCAGAGUUCUACAAGGAGGGAAAGUACGAUCUGGACUUCAAGAACAAGGACUCAAACCGUAAUGACUGGGUAACAUCUGAUCAGUUAGGCGAGAUCUACAAGUCCUUUGUCUCUAACUACCCAGUGAUCACAAUUGAGGAUCCCUUUGAUCAGGAUGACUGGCAGGCGUGGAGCAAGAUGACAUCCAACGCUGGCAUCCAAAUUGUUGGGGAUGAUUUGCUUGUGACCAACCCAAAGAGAGUACAGAAAGGUAUUGAUACUAAAGCCUGCAACGCUCUGCUCUUGAAAGUCAACCAGAUUGGCACAGUCACAGAGGCCAUAGAUGCAUGCAAGAUGUCCCAUGAGGCAGGCUGGGGAGUGAUGGUGUCCCACAGGAGCGGAGAAACAGAAGACACAUUUAUCGCUGAUCUUGUUGUGGGCCUGUCCACUGGCCAGAUCAAGACGGGCGCCCCCUGCCGCUCGGAGAGGUUGGCCAAGUACAACCAAAUAUUGAGGAUUGAGGAGGAGCUUGGAGCAGACGCCAAGUACGCUGGCAAGAACUUCAAGAACCCCAACCAGUAGAUGAGCAGAGCCAACAGCAGAAGCUCGUCUGCUUUUUUUCUAUUCCCAGGUUUACUCAUCAAUCUCUCAACAUUACUCUGAGCUUGUACAUUUUUGAUAUCAUGUAUUAUAUUUAUUUUUGACUUUGUUUCUGUUGAUCCUUCAGCAUCAUGACUUCUACGCUGAUCGGAAUGUUCUGUUACUUGCUAUGACAAGAUUCCACCUGCCGUGAGGCAAAAACUGGUCUAUGUACUUCACUUAAGAAACAGAAUGCCCUUUUGAAAGAAGUAUUUUUUGUGGAAGAAAACUUUUUUUCAAGAUAAAGACUAUCAGAAUGGAAAGCAGCAGAAGUAGGCUUUGUUCUUUUGCUGGCUGUAGGGGAAAAGUCUGUGACUGUAUGAUUUGUCCUUAGCUGUCUCUACAGUUUUCUACUUGCACUGUAUAGGUUUUGUCCACAUCUUUCAUUGUUGUGAACUCUCUGUGGUAGAUCGAGAAAAACACUCAAAAGAAUCUCUAGCUUAAUUGUUGAAUAUGAUUAUACCUGUUGCCAUUUUUUCCUCGUCUAUAACUUUUGUACUAAUUUUUAGUAUACUGAAAAAACCCAACUGUUUUUGGCGGUGAUUUACAGAGCCUUGGUUUUCCCCUAGUUUUUUAGUUUUUGUGUCUUUGUUUCUAUUUAGAUGAGAUAUAUCGUCUUGCCAUGUGCCUGUCCUUUUUCAUUUAGAAAAUUGCAAUUUCAUGGCAAAGAUGUAGAUUAAUGGAUUAAAUUGUGAUACAGGUUUCCAACCAAUCCUGGUCUUGUUGUUUAUUUCUACUGGGUGCGGCUGAAAAUUGAAAGCAAAAUGGGUGGUUGGUGGGGCCUCUGGUGUGACUAGCUCCUUCUUUCCUGUCAAACAUCUGUCUUCCAUAUCUUCUCUCCCCCCUCAAUUUUUUAAAUCUCUAGUAACACCACCUUAUCCUCUGCAUCUUUCUGACCUAAUUGUGUUGCAAUUGCCAUAAUGCUCUUACUUAAAUGAAAGUAAACAAUGGUUUCUUUGUUUCAAUAAAAUACUCAACUGUCAUCAUUUGAGGUGCCCAUUC
This is a messenger RNA of Aplysia californica (California sea hare), 2507 nucleotides long. RefSeq names its product enolase. Bases 147 to 1448 code for a protein of 433 amino acids. The record is from RefSeq and is a predicted model, not a curated record. Lineage: Eukaryota; Metazoa; Mollusca; Gastropoda; Aplysiida; Aplysiidae. The transcript has 14 exons. Gene Ontology annotation, molecular function: phosphopyruvate hydratase activity; magnesium ion binding. Gene Ontology annotation, biological process: glycolytic process. Gene Ontology annotation, cellular component: phosphopyruvate hydratase complex.